GUCGUGGCUGAGCAGCAGGAGGCCAUGGACACCGAGGAAUGGCGCAUAGAAGGGCCUGCCACCGUCGGCUGGUUGCUCCAGGCCCACCUGGAGCAAGGCGGUGGGCCUGCCCAGCGCCAUUAUUGGUGGAGAGAUCCUGGGGGGGCUGCGGUGACCGCGGACCAGCUCAACCUCCCGGGCUGCGAGACGUUCGAGCUCGCGGCCAGGCGAUUCCAGCUCUGGGAGGAGGUCUACUCGGAGGCCCUUCGUCGGGCCGAGGUUGCGGGGGCUGCUGGCGCCGCGGCCGACUCGGACGGCUGGCUGGACGAGCGCCGCAUCGUACUGGGCAGCGCUCGGACAAAGGGCCAUGCGCUCGUGGCGCCCUCCUUGGAGAAGCACGUCGCAGAGCGGAUGCAGGAGGAGAGCGCCAUCCUCAAGGAGAG
Prorocentrum cordatum is the source of this 422-nucleotide messenger RNA. The record is from the annotation of a GenBank genome assembly. Lineage: Eukaryota; Dinophyceae; Prorocentrales; Prorocentraceae.